CCCAAAACCUUUGGCAAUAUAGUGUAUAAAUACGAACAGUUAAGUAGUAACAGUUAAGUCAAAGUGAUUCUGAAGCUUUUACAAUGUUAUAAUCUAUUAAAACAAAUGAUUGACCGAUGAAUAAAAGAAAAUCCAUCCCUUUAAAAAUACGUCUCAAGAGGCAUCAGAAACAAAACUCACACAUGUGGAGAAAAUAUUUACCCGAAUGUUGCUUACCGAAAGCAACAAAAAACUUUCUUCUGUCCACUUUCCCCAAGAGCAUCGUUCUUAUUCGUGUGCACUCUCAGCUUUCAAAGAACAGCGCAUUCAUGUCUGAGGCGUUGUUCACCCCCACAUGCCCUUUCAGUCCGUCUCGCUCGCUCUCUCACUCACGCACAGCUCGGCCCAGCUCGUGACUAACCAUCUUCAGCUCCUUCGCUGACCAACAGCUUCUGCUAGGAAGCCUACGAUGAGCUCAGGAGAGAGUCAGCGAAGGAAGAACUGCGGCUCUGCACUCCUUCUCACCCCCUGCCUCUGGAAAUCCAGCAGAUGGAGCAGGAGGAGACGACCUGCCGUUACUGUGGCGUGAGCUACCUGAUCCUGCACGAGUUCCAGCGGCUGCAGGAGCGCCUCAGGGAGGUGGAGAGAGAGCUGGAGAGAGAGAGAGGGAGAGUGGAGAGAGAGAGAGACAGCUGGAGAGAGAGGGAGAGAGAGAGUGUGGAGAGAGAGAGAGAGAGCAGAGACAAGCUGCAGCACUCACACCUUCAGCUGGAGGAGCUCACAGCAGCCAAUCAGCUCUACAAGGACAGAGUGAAGGCUCUGACACUGCAGGUGUCUCAGGCAGACAGCAAGCUGGUAGACUUGAGGACGGAGAACAAGAAGACGCGAGAGGAGCUGGAGAGUGAGCUUAAAUGCAGUGUGCAACUCAGGUCAGUGUGUGAGCGACAGCGUGUUCUGCUGCAGGAUGCUGGGCCUGUGCUGCAAUGUGUUGCUGCAGAGCUGCGAGAGGUGAAAGAGGAUCUCUCUCUGCUCUCACAGGACCAGACUACAGCACUGAUACUGCAGCACUGCUCUACUGCGGCUUCUGAGCGUGUCGUUCUGCAGCAGGAAGUGACCCGGGCUGAGGAGGAAGUGGGAAAGCUCCAGCAGGAGAUCUGGGAGCUUCAGGAACGUCUGCAUGUGAGUGACCUGGAGACAGAGACGCUGAAGAACUGCAUCCAGAACCAGGAGCUUCUCCAGAACCAGAACCAACAGGCUCUGAAACAGGAAGUGGAGAGCUUGCAGGAGGAGCUGCAGAAAAGUCACAGUGAGAGGGCGGGGGUGGAGAGACUUCUGGAAAGCAAAAGGAAAGAGGAAGAGGGAAGAAGCUCACAUCUGCAGCAGCAAUGUGACGAGCAGAGUGCCACCAUACUGAGUCUGACUCGAGACCUGAGGGAAAAGGAGGUGAGCUGGUUGUCAUGCCAACACAGAUGUGAGUCCCUGCAGCAGCAGCUGUUGACGUGGAAACGGAAGGAGGCGGAGACGAGGCGGGAUCUCGAAGGAGCGAUAAGGGAGGGUCAGAAGAUAAGAGAUGAGAGGGAGGCGCUGAUGCAUGCUCAGACAGAAGAGCUGCAGGAGAUGGAGGACACUUUCAGGAGAAGACUGGAGCUCGCUGAGGAACAGGGGUCAAAGUGGAGGAGAGAUGCUGCUCUAGAGCUUGACAUCGAGAGACAGAAAAACGAACAGCUGAUUCAAAAGUACCAUCAGCUACAGGACAAGUUGCCCACUCUGGUGCAGUCUGCCUCACGGGAGCUGAAGGAGGAGGUGUCAGCGCUGGAGGCGCGGCUGCGAGAGCGUGAAGAGGAGUUGAAGUGCGAGCGAGAGGAGGCUUCAGCGCGAGAGGGACGACUCCUGCGAGAGCAGCAAGCAGAGGUGGAACAUCUCCAAACAAAACUACAGGAGCGUCACCAGGAGGCGCUGGAGCUACAGAGAGCACACAGAGACCUCCUCCAGCUCAGAGAGGAAAACUCCACCCUACAUCAGGAGAACAGUCUGCUGCAGGAGACGGUGAGACGGGAGUGUGAGGAGAGAGCCGAUCUGACCGCUGCCCUGUCCCUGGCCAGAGAGCAGCUGCUGGGUGUCAGACAGAUAGCGGUGAACUCCUCCAUCGCCCGCAGCUCUGCCACAUCCUCCCUGCCCAGCCUGAGCGCGGGACACGGCCGUGACGCCGUCACCGGGGACAGGAGCACAGCGUCGUGGCACGGAAACUCCCGCCAGCUGCUGCCCGCUCUGCCCCGACUCGCCACAGAGAGACCUGCCCCUCUCACCAAGGCACGCCAUCGCAUCAGCAGGAAGGACAAACGCUCCUGCUGAGGCAGAGGCUCUCACAGGUCUGUGUGUGUGUGUGUGUGUGUUCUUGUUUAAAUGACUUUUUCUAAGGAAUUAUCCAUCUCUAGCCUGUUUCACACUGCCGCAGAUGAAAUGAUCAUUACCCUGCGCCCUAGCGCCACACUUUUACACAAAUUUAGGUCGAAUUCAACAUGGCUUCCUGCUCACUACAGAUGCGCACUACGUAGGGGGUAGCAUAACGGCGUAGUAGAUAGUGCUCUGAUGGUGACAUCACUCUCUCUGAAACAUUUUAAUACAUCAUUAAAGAGCCUCACUGCAAGAAGGGCCUGGGUUCAAAUCCCGGGGUCGAACAGGCAGGGACCUUUCUGUGUGGAGUUUGUUUUUUACUCCGGGUUUACUCCGGGUAGUCCGGUUUCCUCCCACAGUCCAAAAACAUGUACGUUAGGUUAAAUGGUAAUUCUAUAUUGCCCAUAGGUGUGUGUGUGUGUGUGGUUGUCUGUCUAUGUGUGUGGCCCUGUGAUGGACCUGUCCAGGGUGUACCCCUGCCUUUCACCCAGUGUGUACUGGGAUAGGCUCCAGCAGACCCCUGUGACCCUAAUUAGGAAUAAAGUGGGUAUAGAAAAUGGAUGGAUUAUGUGUGAAUAAUGGAUCCUAUAACUGUAGCUAAAAUAUCUCGACCAAA
This is a messenger RNA of Hemibagrus wyckioides, 2989 nucleotides long. RefSeq names its product leucine, glutamate and lysine rich 1 (gene lekr1). NCBI's taxonomy places the organism in Eukaryota, Metazoa, Chordata, Actinopteri, Siluriformes, Bagridae. The record is from RefSeq and is a predicted model, not a curated record. Bases 529 to 2331 code for a protein of 600 amino acids. The transcript has 13 exons.